Messenger RNA from Hibiscus syriacus, 745 nucleotides. RefSeq names its product stellacyanin-like. The transcript is spliced from 2 exons. NCBI's taxonomy places the organism in Eukaryota, Viridiplantae, Streptophyta, Magnoliopsida, Malvales, Malvaceae. Gene Ontology annotation, cellular component: plasma membrane. Gene Ontology annotation, molecular function: electron transfer activity. Bases 57 to 581 code for a protein of 174 amino acids. The record is from RefSeq and is a predicted model, not a curated record.
CUGUCUUUAAUUAAGAAGAUAACACAUUAAAUUUAUAUCCAGGGAGAGAAGAAAAAAUGGAGAUGAAAAUCACGAGCAUGGCAGCAGCACUUGUUGCUGUUGUUGUUUUGGCAUCAACUGUGUUGCAGAGCACAGAUGCUGCAAAUUACACCGUGGGAGACACCACCGGCUGGACAGUCCCUCCCGGUGGCGGUAAUAGUGACUUUUAUGAUGAAUGGGCCGACAAGAAGAACUUCUUCGUUGGGGAUAUCCUUGAGUUCAACUUUGCUACAGACGCACAUAACGUUGCCGAGGUGACUGAAGCUGCUUACGACAGAUGCAACGGUACCAAUCCCAUCUCUAUGCACAGAAACGGUCCAGCAAGCAUUACCCUUAACAGGACCGGAGAGUACCACUUUAUUUGCACUGUCCUAGGUCACUGCACCGGCGGACAAAAGCUAAGUGUGAAUGUCCGAAGUGGCCCCAGGACUACUUCGACACCUGGUUCAACCCCCAACGGUGGUUCCUCUAGCUCAGCUUCAUCACUUGUUGCCGCCGUCUCUGUUGCCAUCGUGUCCCUUGCCUUAGUUUCGCUCUGCUAAUCUAUGUUCAACCCUUUUGCUUGUUUUCUUUUCUAUGUUAUGAGUUCAGAGUCCAGACUUUGUAGCGUAUAAGAGAGACUCUUUCGAUUCGUUUUGAUUGUUUAAGUUCUACUGAUGUUGGAGUGAUAGUUUUGUUCGUUUUCAAUAAAACGUUUGAUUCAUUC